UGAUUUUUUUGGAAACAAUAAAAUAAUUAAACAUUUAAAGACUUAGCAUAUGUCUAUAUUAACAGGAUAAAUAUUAUUUUUGAAAAAGAAAUGUUUUGUUGUCAUCUUGAAAACUCAAUGAAAAGAACUCCAAAUAAAGUUUACAAAUAAGUGUUUUGGAAUGUGACAUCAUGCAAGAUAAAUGUGUAGUUUGGAAAUAUAUUUGUUGGCAUUAAUUAAAGUGUGUCCUUACUACCAAAAUGGACUCUGAAAAUGUCUUUGGAAAGCUGAUUAGCUAUUGAGAAACCAUGGGCAAUAAAAGUAGCAAAUCUGCCGACUCUCCAAAAGCGUCUCCAAAGGCAUUGAUAGAAAUACCAGUGACGAUUCCGGGCUACAGUCACCCGGAACCUCCGAUGUUAAACGUUGAUGAUAUUCGGCCUCCAAUACCGUGGUAUCAGGACGACGAGGAGGAGGACGAGUUUGAUUGGUUUAAGAUAGAAGCUGAACAAAGUCACUCAGACGAAGGAGGAGGGUUCUCAGUCGCUAGUGCUUCGAUAUGGGACACAAGGGCACCUAAAACACCAAGAUCUGUGCUAACUGCAGCCUCAUUGAUGUCAGGCCCUCUGACUAACCGUCCUGUAGUGACUCCAUCUGGGCGUCCUAUAUCCUUCGUUCAUCAGGAACGUAUAAGGAGUGUUAUAAUGAAACGUAGCAGCUCCAGUGUUUCUGCAGGGGCAGUGUCGCUGCAUAGUGCAAUUCGUCGCCCACGUACACAUGCAGGGCAUGGGGAACUGUCGUUUAUAACAAUAGAUGAACAUGCAAUAAAGGCUGGAAAGCAGCAUACACUUACAUUUGCAGCUUUGAUAGAUUACCUCAAACAACCAAUCCGAUUUCACCAAUAUUCAGACUUAAUGACAGCACGAGCAAUAAUUAUAUGGUUAGCGUACCAGAACAAGGGCAAGUCUUUAUUCGUAAAAGGUGAAACUUCAACACCGAAAGGGCUGUUACAACUUGUGGCUACAGAGAGAAUAACUCAUGCAGAGGCUUAUGCCGUUCUAUGCCGUGCGGCUGGCCUUCAGUGCGUGAUUCUUGACGGAUUUUCAAAGCCCGGUGAACUAGAACCUUUAAAUGACGAUAUCGAACUGAAACCUGACCAAUGGACUGCAGUCCAUGUAGAAGGAGACUGGCAAAUUGUACAUCCACUCUGGAUGUGUAAGGGCAUUGAAGCAUCAAGCACAGGUGUAGAGGAUUGGAUCAAUAAAGAAAAAGAGAGCAAAGGAAAAACUAGAUCUGAAGUUGUGAAAACUGUCAAAGAAAUCAUUAAAAGUUUUAUUAAUGAAGAUUAUUUCAUGCCAGCCCCUGAGGUGUUUAUUCAUUCUAAUUAUCCAAACGAUGCAAGAUGGCAGCUUUUAAGUCAAGAAUUGACAGUUGAAUCUAGAGAAGGCUUCCUUUCUCUGCCGUUCAUUUUUCCUGCAUUUUUCAGACUAGGGCUUAGAUUAGUUACUACGCCGAGCUUUGUCUUGUAUUCGAAAGAUGGAAAAUGUAAAAUAUGGAUUGCUACUGAUUAUAAUAAUGCUCACAGACUUGUUUUAACAUUUGAAUUGCAUUUAUUAAGUACUCCGUACGCUAAAUCAGAAAUUCUUAUUCCGAAUCUUAGAAGACAAGUAUUACAUUGUAGACAUAAUGAAAUGUUCUACUUCGAAAUUCGUUUUCCAGUUGAAGGUGUGUUCAAGUUGGAGAUUCACGGUGGCUACAAUAAGUCCCAUUCUAUGAAACUGUGUUAUUUUAAGUUAGUGUGUGAAAAUAGACUCUCAAAAUUCCGGUAUCUGCCGUACUAUCCCGACAAAUUGAUGUGGGGUCCAGGGCCAGUCUGCGAAGAGUACGGUCUUGUUUUACCAUCUAAACCAACCGGCAUAGUGAAGGUUUAUGAGCAACCACCGCCUCCUGCCCAAGACUUCACCUCAACUAUACAACUACCGACAUAUAAACCGAGGUAUUUCAUCUUCAAUCUCCACGCAAAAAAGUCACGAAAUUUAGACUAUACGGUGGAAGUCCAUGGUUAUCAUCCCGACCUAGCAAAAGAACUUGCUUCUCCACUAAAUGAAAAUGGGCAACUUGUAGACAAAACCAAAAAGAGAAGAAAGAAAGCAGAUGUUCAUCCUGAAAAUAACCCUGACUAUACUUUCUGUGCAGAGUGCAUUCGAGAAGAUGAAAAGAAACAGCUUACGAUAACCGUUAAUCUUCCACAUGAAGGAGAGUUCGCUUUAGUUAUAAAAGCUGCGUCACAUAGUACGGGUGCGGAUGGAAUAACAAAGAUACUGAGUAACGAAGUCAUAGUUUGUGUAUAUCUCCUUCGUACUGUAGAUGAUACGCACAGAGAGAACGUUCAUCAGAAAAUAGCGCGCAACGAACUUCAGCGCGUGAUCCAAGGAAAGAGCAGCAACGCCAUACGAAAUGCUGUGGACAAAUGUAUUAGAGUGAAAAUAGACCCAAAUGAUGACGAAAUAGCCGCUGCACAAACAAAAGCCGAAUAUCUCACCUACAGAAAAGCUGUGUUUGAUGCGAUUCAUCGGCGGAACUUUCGUGUUAUAAACGAGGAACUUUUGAAAAUCUCCAAGUAUAAACACAAGGGUGCACUAGCUACAGAAAUAAGACGUUUGUUUACCUUGAGAGAACAGCUAAAGAAGCUGUUAGAGUUUCCGAAGUACAUCCCAGAACUUAGGCGUGCUGCGGCAGACCUGAUACAUUUAGUGGAUCCACCACCAGAAGUGCAUCUUACAAUGGGGGCACUAUAUUUACUGCUGGAAGAACCCGACAAAUACAUUGAAAGCUGGGAAUACAUUGUACAUCAAUUGAAGUCAGACAAUGGCAGGCAGGGCGAAGGUCCAAUCAUUCGUAAAAUGUAUCUUAUCGUAGAAAUGUUCCCUUCCAAAAAUACAAGACGAAAGAUCCUGACCUUACUGUCUGAAUACAGCUUUGAACAAGUAAAACGGGUCAGCGUCGCUGCGGCAAAAUUUUAUGUUUGGGUACAAAAGGUGAUGGCAGUAUUGCAAGACUUGGAGUUUGACCUUGAGCUUUCGCCAAACACUGAGCAAAUAGCGGUAGAGGUGAAAGGUGAAAACAUGCAUCAGCUUACACAACCAGAGACUGCUCCUCAAACAGAAAAACAAACAGAUGUCGAUGAUAUUCUGAAAGAAGAACAACUUUAAAAUUACAGUACUGUUUUCAAGAAAAACAUUAAAUCCUUCCUACAACUUUCUGUACAAAUCCCAUAUAAGAAAAGAGUGGUCAUGCAAUCACAACCUGUUUGCAAAAAUAUACACAGGUACAAUUAUUAAAGAAAGGAUAUUUGUUUGUUUCAGUGCAAGAUUGAAAUACCUUUCACGAGUGAACACCAGAUGCAAUAUUUACAAGAGUGGCAUAACUACAAGUAAAAAUGUAAGAUAUAGUGUUCAUGAGAGAAAGAUAUUUUGAUCUUACAUGUAAAACAAACAAGGUUUCGUUUUAUUUCUUGUUUUGACUAGAUCUACAGUGAAAAUAUCAGAUAUUUUUCACUCUAAUACUUCGAUAAUUCACUGAAAAACAUGUAAUAAAGAAUGUAACUACUUACAUACUCAGGGAAACUACCGAAGCAACUUUGAACAAUUGUAUUAUUCCAUUUGUGGCGACUUUCGCUACUGUUUUAGUUGAACAGUUAUUUAAAUGUUCGCAUACGUGUAUAGUUUUCAAGAACAAAACUUUGAAAUAAAAUAUAUAGAUGUACAUGAUGUUUUGAUAUAUUUUGUAGGUUAUAUUGACCUAUAUUCCAUAACGCCUUUACAUGAUUAGUUAAUAGUAUUAUAUAAUUCUGUGGCAUCACUUAUACUUGAAUACACAAACACGA
Mercenaria mercenaria is the source of this 3862-nucleotide messenger RNA. RefSeq lists its product as uncharacterized. NCBI's taxonomy places the organism in Eukaryota, Metazoa, Mollusca, Bivalvia, Venerida, Veneridae. Bases 288 to 3188 code for a protein of 966 amino acids. The transcript is spliced from 11 exons. The record is from RefSeq and is a predicted model, not a curated record.